Molecule: messenger RNA, 2292 nt
Organism: Fusarium mangiferae
Lineage: Eukaryota; Fungi; Ascomycota; Sordariomycetes; Hypocreales; Nectriaceae
Exons: 6
Coding region: 1-2292 (763 amino acids)
Biological process (GO): regulation of DNA-templated transcription
Molecular function (GO): zinc ion binding; DNA-binding transcription factor activity, RNA polymerase II-specific
Source: RefSeq, a predicted model, not a curated record
AUGCAGGUCUUCAGUCUUUGUGUCGUUAGUGGAUCUGCCUCGGCACUUCAGUGCGGAAUUGACGAUGCGUCUAAAAUGAAUGGAGCUCGCCUGUCGCGCUGUUUGGCCAACUUGGACCUUCAAUCCCGCGAGUCCCGGUCUAUCUUUGAGGGGUCAAACGAGAACCGAAAAAUGUCCACCGCCUCGACGACGAAGAAAUCCAGCAAGAGGGAUGAGUAUACCUCCCAUGCUUGCACUGAGUGCCAGCGACGCAAGGUUAAAUGUUCUGGACAGUCGCCAUGUCAUAACUGUCUUGGGAGAGGUGCUGAAUGUUCCUAUCAAGAUAUCUCGAAUGGAUCGAGUAAGAGGAAGCGAAAACAAUCUUCGUCAAAUGCAAAUAAAAGACGAGCUGUUCCGUCCUCAAGUCUCUCCACCUCUGCGUCAGACGAGACUGCACUGCUCAAGGAGCAACUUCGACGGUUGCAACAAGGAUUGGAUACCUUGAUGAUGCAGCAAUCACUCAGCUUCGACUUUCUCACUUCGCACAACACGCCAUCAUUGCCGAACCAGACGGGUAUCUCAGCACCCUCACCAGAUGAACCGCCUCUCACAUCCAGUCAAUCAAUCGAAGCAUUUGAACCACGGAGCACGACACACAAUGAUGAAGAAGAGUCACCGAACUCUUGUCAAGAACACCGUCAACCAGAUGAGCUCACCUACGCCGACACCGACACCUUUGUCCCCGGGAGUAGAUGGCUCAAUCGAUUCGCUGUUGCUUCACAGAUCUGUGAUCUACGCUCCAGUGUCGGAGCAGGUCCUUUCCUCCCAAGCACGACUCUCCCAAAGAGCUGCACCGUUAUCCUUCCUUGCCCCAAGGACUUGUCGCAGGCAAUCAAGGUCGGUCUGGCUGGUGCCGACUGCUUCUUUCCUUCCAUCCACGGGACGAGGCUAGUAGAGGCGAUUUCAGAGACCCUCAAGGCACUGAGCUACUCUUCUACAACCCAGUCGGUAGUUGUGACUGAGCCGCAUCACUUGGUGAUAUCAAUUCUUCUCGUCAUCAUUGCAGCUGGACAAAACCUGGACGAUACGAUUUGCCCCGAUCUGGAUCUUGACAAGGUGUGGCCUGGCUCGGAAGCUUAUUGGCAGAGUAGGAAGCUCAUGCAGCACUUUGAAGGAGGCGGCAGUGAGCUGCAAACAAAUUGUGUCAUCUAUCACACCUUCUCCGCAGCGUAUCUCCUAGCAGCAGAGAGGUUACGUCUUGCCUCCACCCACGUGCUCAACGGUCUUCAUUCAGCAGUUAGUCUAGGAUUAGGCCAAAGCCACGGAUAUCCGACAUCCUCUGAGGACAUUGUAGAUCCCCUGGCACUAUGGGUCACUCUCGACUUCCUCGACAAGCGCAUCACCCAGAAAUGCGGCAUCCCAUACUUUGUCGGAAACAGUCUUGGGCAUGUGGAUUUUGAGCAUGAAACCAGCGCUCACAUCGACCUGAAGAGCAAGACAUAUCUGAAGACAAUGUUUAGCCAUGCCAGGCUCUGGGCAUCAGUGUGGGACGGGUUUCUGGCUCCGAAUGCCCCGAUGGCGAGCGAUUGGGUUGAGAUCCAAGCAUUUGAUGCAAAGCUCCUAGCCCUUAGGGAGCAAUACCCCGACAUCUCAUCAUGGAACGGAGAAGUGGACAACACCAUUUUGAAUUCUCCUUGUGAGCUAGAAGAUCGACGGCAUCUUCUUGUUUUUCUGCGAUAUCAAUCUCUCAGACUGAGUAUCCGCCAAAGGACGUUGAUUCCCCCAGAGACAAAUGCUCGAAGGGUAGCAUCUUGCUUGAGAAUUUCCAUCGAGUCUUUGGAUGCCAUGAGCCAUUACCUAGACAGCUGGGGCGCAAACCCGAAUGCCGGCUACAUACUAACUGCUUCUCUGGUCGAGUCCAUAUACUAUCUAACCCUUGGAUACCGCGAAGGUGUUUCUGUGCUUGACGUUGAAGCACUUCCACUGGCGCUCCAUCGAGCCGGUAGCAUGCUAGAGUCUCUGUCUGCCACAAUCGUGUCCGCAGCUAGAGCCUUCAAAGCCCUGCGAUGCGUGCUGAACUUUGACUUUAAUGAUUCACGUCCAGACUAUGACCUGAUAUUUCCACUCGGGGGCUAUUCAGAGUCUGACAUGAACUUUGCAAUGGCAGUUGACCAGGUCGAUUAUCCCUCGAGCACAGAAACAUUUGACUUUUCAAAGAGCUUUAACAGCAUGAUUCCAAACCCCAUGGCAGAACGUGGCCUUGAGGUCAGCUUAGGAUUAGCUGAGAUGUUCACUGAGAUAGAGGCUAGAUAG